AUCAGCUGAUAGAUACUAUUAUUUCUUUGUAUUUUUUUUCAACGGAGGCUGACUGGUCCAAUCCAAGCAGUGUGAGACUGAGUGGCAGAACAAAGUCAACAAAGCAAGCAACAUGUUUGCAAGUUUCAAUGUUUGAGUCACGAAGCAGCAGUUGCACACAUCGUUCUUCAACUCUGCAGUGUCAAUUUAUUGGAGUACAUAAUGGCCAGGCCAUCGUACAAUCUACCACUGGAGGUGUUGGAGAAGAUAUUUUCUUACGUUGACUCGAAAUGCCUGAUCCUCAAGUGCCGGCUCGUCUGCAAGCAGUGGCAGGAGCUGGUAGACGACGAUGUUUUGAUUCGGAGGGCGUUGAAAACAGCAAAGGAACGGGAGAUGUUCCAGGAUGUUGACUUGGGAAUCAGAGAAUUCUAUGAGAUUGAAAACUACUUUGGCAAAAACCUCAUUCAAAACGCCAACUUUGACCUACAACCAAUGAAUAUUGCCUCAGCAUUUGUGAGCUCUUUGAGCCCAACUUUUGUUAGAAAUAGAGGUAUUCCUCAUUGGAAAACACGAGGCCCAUACCAGAGAGAAAAGCCGCCAAUAGGAACUGAGGGUGAAUCGAUACCAAUUCACAUUUUAAAGAAAAAUGGAAUUGCAGACAUUAAGAACAUGCCGGCUAUAGUAACUUCGUAUUCAGGCACUCAACAGUAUCAAGACAUUGUAUUGUCUGACCUAAGGAUUAGCGAUACAGUGAUGGAUGAAAUUCAGCCGGUCAUUGUAGCUGAAGAAUGGAUAGGAACGCGAUUCGACUGUGGCAAUUCAUACAUUUUAGAGCUGCAGCUUUUUAGGAAAAAUUGUGAUAGGCCUGUGCAUACAAAGUCGCUCCACAUCAACACACGCUGCCUUGGAAAUGGAGUCUGGAGAAAAGUUUGUAUUACCAUGGGCCAUUAUGGAAAGGGAGUAAGGAAGAUUCGAUUCAUUCGAAAGGGCCAGGACAAUCAAUUUUGGGCUGGAUUCUAUGGCACUAAGUUUGCUUUUUGUCGAGUGCAUCUGCAACUUCCCAAAGCUAAUUAUAAAUAGCAAAGAACAUGACCUUUUUCAACAUUAUUAAGUCGCCAAUGAUAAUUAUGUUUUAAUGAUUUUAUUUUAUUUAUUUUAUUUUUUUAUUAAAACUGUUAUGGAUGAUCUAAAAAUUUGGUUCGUCUCAAAUUAUAAAUUGAUCAUAGGCAAAUGGAUACCUUAAAUAUCUUUAAUACUUGAAAGUACUAAAGUUUUACCUAUGCUUUUGAUGGAGCCCUGUUAAC
Messenger RNA from Cloeon dipterum, 1283 nucleotides. Its product is annotated as F-box only protein 6-like. Gene Ontology annotation, biological process: SCF-dependent proteasomal ubiquitin-dependent protein catabolic process; glycoprotein catabolic process. Gene Ontology annotation, molecular function: protein binding; ubiquitin protein ligase activity. NCBI's taxonomy places the organism in Eukaryota, Metazoa, Arthropoda, Insecta, Ephemeroptera, Baetidae. The record is from RefSeq and is a predicted model, not a curated record. The coding region runs from base 202 to 1059 and encodes 285 amino acids. Gene Ontology annotation, cellular component: SCF ubiquitin ligase complex; cytoplasm. The transcript has 6 exons.